CACAACAGAAGGAUGAGCUCACUGCACAGACAGCUGAGUCAGCUGCUCGGAGCAUGGAGGUGGAAAAGGAGGGUGGAGUAUUCUCUGUACUCUGCCACAGGCUUUCACUGCAGGAACUUCUGCUCCACCACGUCAGGACCAGAUGGUUGCAGGAUCUCAGAGGGGCAGCUUGACACUACAUUGACAAUAGCUGGUAACCCUUAAAGGCUCAAACCCUGGACAUAUUUCCCACCAGAAGACCAACGACUCCCUCUGAGCUGCCUUAUUUGAAUGAACCUCCCUCCUGUGUGUUCCUCUCCUCCCACCUGUGCACCAUGCGCUCUGCACUGGACACCAAAAUACCACACAGACAGCUGAUUUUAAGGUCAGAAGACACCAUAGAGAUCCACAAGAGGAAGCUCUUCCUGUGGUUCAACCACCUUCCCCAGGAGGAGAAACAGUUUGGUGGUUACUUCAGCCCAGAGACCAUGCAUGUGGAUCCACUGAUUAUGGAAAGAAAUUCUGAGGAGAGGUCAGGACUGCCCAGUUCCCCGCUCCAAACCCAGACCCCCUCCAGCCUCGCUGUGACUGUGGAACAGCUGUUUGAACCCACUGAUGCCUGGAGUGAGGGCCGGGGGCUCAAUGUGCUGCUGUACGGGGCUGUGGGAACAGGGAAAAGUACAGUGGUCCGAAAGCUGGUGCUGGAUUGGUGCGCUGGUACCACCCUGACCCACUUCAAGCUGCUGGUUCCGUUCUCUUGUGAGGACCUUGGCCAACUGUCAAAGGUGGCUUCCUUAAGGGACCUGGUGAGCAGGAAGUACCUCCACCUGAGAAAACACCCCCUGCUGAGUGGGGAGGGAAACCAGGCCAAGAAUGUACUCUUCCUCUUCAAUGGAAUGGAGAAGAUGAAUCUGGACUUCCGAAUCGGAGCCACAGAGCUUUGCAGUGAUCCUAAUGAGGUGCUGCCUCCAGGUGUAGUGGUUGUCAACCUGCUGAGGAAAUACCUCCUGCCUGAGGCCAGCAUCUUGGUUACCACCAGACUGUCUGCACUGGACCGUAUCCCUCAGAAGUAUGUGAGUCGCUAUGCACAGAUUUGUGGCUUCAAUGACCCAGACCGCCAGCGGGCCUACUUCACGAGCCGCCUACUGCAGCAGAGUGGGGAGACUACAUAUAGCCAUGACAGCCAUGCUCUUAUAGAGCUGCUGUACCUCAACCUUCAGAGAGAAAGCCAGCUCGCUGCAGCCUGCUUCCUCCCCUCCUACUGCUGGCUCACAUGUGCUACCUUACACUUCCUCCAUUUCACCGAUGCCAAGGCACCCAUCCGCACACUGACUGGAAUAUACACCAGCUUCCUCAGGCUCAACUUUGGAGGUGAGGUGCUGGGCACAGGGACAGGGAUAGGGACAAAUGCGGCAAUUCAGGAGCACCACAAUUCUCUGAUGUUGUAUGUAGUCCGUACAGUUGGAAAACUUGCGUUUGAUGGUGUGACAUACAAACGAACGUCAUUCUCAGAAAAGGAACUGGAGCAGUGGAUAGGAGGGAAGACCAAGACGGAUGAGGAGCUACAUCAGCUGGCCAUGUUCCGGACUGACGUGUUAGACUUCUUCUUGGCUCCCAGUGUAGUAAGUGGUAAGCAUCUACCAGGAGAACCCAGUAACAGUGAUGAGCGGCGCUAUGUAUUUGCUGUCCCAGCCAUGCAGGAGUACCUGGCAGCUCUCUACGUCGUCCUAGGAGAGAACAAAUCGGCUCUGGAGAAGCUGACCAAACAGGUGUCUGUGGCCAUUGGUCAGGCAGGUGAGGAUGUCAGUACCAUUUUCAACAUCCUCUCUAAGUUCAUUCCUCUCCGAAUAUUUGCUGUAUUCAACCUCAUUAAGCUUUUCCCAAAGCUCUAUGAGAAAGUCAGCAGUCUCAACAAAGGCAGCAUUGCCAGAACCAUGGCCGCUGAGAUGUUCCGCACCGAGGAUAGUUACAACGAGGAUGUACUGGAUCAGGUAGAGCAAAGCCUCCUGGGAGUCCAUGGCCCGCAGCCAAAGCAGUACAGUGAGACCCAGCCUUUUGAGCUCUACCCCAUCUUCAUGGGUGGACUGUUGCAUUAUGGUAACCGUGUCCUUCUCCAGCAACUUGGAUGCAGCAUUCAGAGCACCACUGUGGCCCAGAUCACACAUGCCCUUCGGAAGUACCUUGUCAGAGAGCUCAGCAAGCCACAGCCACCAGAGGAGUUGAUGGAUCUACUGGUCCUUCUGUAUGAGUUUCAGAACCCCAGACUGACUGCAGAGGUUCUGGCCUCAAUCAGAACCAUCCGCCUCACCAACAUUCGUAUGACGUCACUCAAAUGCUUUGUCCUGAGUUCUGUGCUCUCAUGCACCCCUGAAAGUUAUCACCUUGAAGAGCUGGACCUGUCCUCCUGCCUCCUCUCCCAUGACAUGCUUCAGAUGCUGUGGCCUGCCUUCAGACACACACAUAACCUCAAUCUACAGUUUAACAGCCUGGGUCCUGAGUCCUGCAUCCUCCUUAGAGAUCUGCUUCUCCACCCCAGGAGCUCUAUUAGAUCUCUACAACUGUGUGACAACCCUCUGCUGGAGUCUGGAGCCCGCACCCUGCUGGAGGUUUUGCCAGAGAACCAGUCCCUGACACACCUGUCCCUGAUGCACACUGGGCUGGGGGACCAGGGGGCCCUGGAGCUGGCUGAGAGGCUCCAGCAGCACUCGGGGCUCCAGGAGCUCAACGUGGCCUACAACAACAUUGGAGACAUCGCUGCUAUGACUCUAGUGGACGCCUGCAGGGAACACCCCAGCAUUCACACUGUGCACUUGUAUCUGAACCCUCUCAGUGAUGUGGGGAAGCAGUCCCUGUAUGUCCGAGGAGUUCCCAAGAGCUGCAGUGGCCGGAGGGUCAAAGUCCUGGCUUCAGUCACUGAGGGCUCAGACAUCUCCGAGGACUGGCACCCCAUCCUCAGCGUGAUACGAAAGAAUAUCUCAUCCUGGGACCGCGAACGUGUCAAGGAGCAGCUUAAGGUGUUCCUCAGGGAUCUGGAGUGGGGGCGUCGGCAGCAGCAGAGCUUCUGGAAGAGGCUGCACUUCCGCAGAGUGGAGAAGGGCGUGCGGCAGACUCUACGGAUGCUGGAGAAGGACACUGUACCUCCAGCCUCGGGAUACAGCAAAUAACCAACACACACCAAGAGGUGAAAGGCCAGCGAAUGUCUUCUUAUUGUGAAGGAGGCUCCCUGACUCUGUUUUAGCACUUCCCUAACUCAGAGAUUUCAAACCCUCAACAGAGAGCUGAACAUCAUACCCAAUGUAACCAUAACUCCGUCACUCACACAACAUUUAUUUCAGCAAUAGGCAUUUUAGUUUGACGGUGUGCUUCUGCUCUUGUGAUGCUAUGGAACAGAAUGAUCAGCUUGACAUGGACUGUCCCUGCGCACACAAACCCCAGAGCCUGAGAUACUCAACACAUAUUAAAAACAUUCAAAUGUACAUACAACUAAAUACUAACCAGGAGGUGGAGGGAGUCACAUUUCUUUCUUUUUUUAAAGAUAUUUCUUUGACAUUUCUGCUUUUUAAUUUUGAUAGUGAUAGU
Molecule: messenger RNA, 3558 nt
Organism: Cottoperca gobio
Lineage: Eukaryota; Metazoa; Chordata; Actinopteri; Perciformes; Bovichtidae
Gene: nlrx1
Product: NLR family member X1
Exons: 13
Coding region: 315-3143 (942 amino acids)
Cellular component (GO): cytoplasm
Molecular function (GO): protein binding
Source: RefSeq, a predicted model, not a curated record